UAACUCUGCCUCGUCUGUGUCUGGACUCUGCUCUGUCUGCCUGUGCUAUGUGAGCUGGAGCCAGACUGUCUUACACGCUGAAACUAUGGACCAAAGCUUGGUGAUCGCGGUGGUGGUGGCUGUUUUUGUGCUGGCAGGGACGGUGCUCUACUUUCUCCCCCGAGGCUCUGGAGGAGGGAAGAAGAAGAAGAAUGUGCCCGUCACUCUGCAGGAUCCCACGGUCAAAUACCCUCUCCAACUCACAGAGAAACAAGAAAUCAGCCAUGACACAAAGAAGUUUCGCUUUGGCCUUCCUUCUCAAAAUCAUGUGCUUGGACUGCCCAUAGGUCAGCAUGUGUACCUGUCAGCCAAGGUGAAUGGCAGUCUUGUGGUCAGAGCCUACACUCCCGUCUCCAGUGAUGAGGAUCAGGGAUUUGUUGAUCUUGUGGUUAAGGUAUAUUACAAGAACUGCCACCCUUCGUUCCCAGAUGGAGGGAAGAUGUCUCAGUACCUGGACAACAUGGCUAUAGGAGACUCCAUUGACUUCAGAGGACCCAAUGGACUGCUAGUCUAUAAGGGGAACGGUAAAUUUUCCAUCCGACCUGACAAGAAGUCAGAGCCAAAGGUUCGGACGUUCAGACAUGUUGGAAUGAUCGCUGGUGGAACAGGUAUCACUCCUAUGCUGCAGCUGAUUCGCAGCAUCACAGCCGACCCCAAUGACAACACAAAGUGCUCGCUCAUAUUUGCCAACCAGACUGAGAAGGACAUCCUACUGCGAGAGGAGCUGGAGGAGGUGAAGAGGAAUCAUCCUGAUAAACUCAAGCUCUGGUUCACACUGGACAAACCUCCACAGGACUGGCGCUACAGUUCAGGGUUCGUGACCUACGACAUGAUCAAAGCCCACCUCCCUCCUGCGUCCAGCGAUGUCCUUGUUGUCCUGUGUGGUCCUCCGCCCAUGAUCCAGCAUGCCUGUCUGCCGAAUCUGGACAAGCUGGGAUUCAGAGCAGACAACAUCUUCGCAUACUAAGCAUGGUGGCUAAUUAUGAUCACUCUUAAUCACUCAGGACUGGUGGGAUAUCACACAAAAGAAAUAGAAGGAAUAGAUUCAGCACCGACCAUGUCA
Molecule: messenger RNA, 1102 nt
Organism: Myripristis murdjan (pinecone soldierfish)
Lineage: Eukaryota; Metazoa; Chordata; Actinopteri; Holocentriformes; Holocentridae
Gene: cyb5r2
Product: cytochrome b5 reductase 2
Exons: 9
Coding region: 86-1006 (306 amino acids)
Cellular component (GO): mitochondrion
Molecular function (GO): oxidoreductase activity; FAD binding
Source: RefSeq, a predicted model, not a curated record